CACCAAAUUGAUAGUCUGAGAAGCAGUACGCUGUGAAGAAAAUUAGAAACAAGAGAUGAAUGCUGUUGAGGGAGUUCUUCUCUUCUUAGAUGGUCGGGGGUUUUCCAAUAUGUCAUUACACGUGCUGUCAGCUGAUUCGUGCUUCUUUCCAGUCGUGGCAUGCCGAAGAAGGAACGGAGUACGAGUGAACGCCCAAGUUAUCCAAGUCUUCUGCCAGCAGAGGUACUCUCUACGAUAGCGGUCAUCGAUGAAGCAAGAAAUCGAGAACCUAGACAGGUAGCAGAAAGCCAAACAAUACGACUUUCCUGAUAAGCUCAAAAGUGCGUCUCUCGGCUUCUGAGCUUGACAAAUUCCUCAAGUCUUCGUCCAGCAAUCACAGUCCUAGUUCAUGGGCGUGCUGGAGGAUGAAGCCAAGAGAAUACCCAGCAACAAAAAGAAUCGUGCGGUGGUGCGAUGGGCGCGCCCGAAAAAGCGGGUGUCGGUCGUAGACGCACGUUUACCGAUGGACAACCACAUCCUAAGAUCAUCCCGCAACAUAGAGCCAAAACAAAAGAGUAUCACUGAUGAAAAAAAGGCCUCGUCGCAUGAGCUUUAAAAUUCCUGCAACGUCCCAGAUCUUCAUAUAGCAAUCACAGCCCAAGUUCGAAAGAAUGGUCGUCCGCAUGAGCAAUGGGAAAAGAAAAGGAGGCACUGCAUCUUUAUCCGCCAGAAGCAGGGCUGACGGUAUUGAA
This is a messenger RNA of Dacryopinax primogenitus, 731 nucleotides long. RefSeq lists its product as uncharacterized. The transcript has a single exon. The coding region runs from base 389 to 595 and encodes 68 amino acids. The record is from RefSeq and is a predicted model, not a curated record. NCBI's taxonomy places the organism in Eukaryota, Fungi, Basidiomycota, Dacrymycetes, Dacrymycetales, Dacrymycetaceae.